UGACCGAAUAAAAGGUAGUUAAAUAAUCAAACACGGCACAGAGCACUCUGUGCUCUAUAUUGCAAUGACGAGCUUUCGCUUCUAAAUUGACUUAAAUAAGUUCGUUCAGCUCCAUUAAUGGCAGCCUCAUCUUCCUCAUCUGAAGAAAAAUAUGUGACACAUCAAGACUGUGAUGGAAUUGUAAGAAAAAGGGCACCUGCAUAUCCAAAAUCGUACGAUGUAUUCAUUAGCCACCGUGGCCCCGAUGUCAAAGAAACUCUGGCUAAACAAAUAUACGAGUCUCUUCGCAAAAGCGGAUACCGGGCGUUUCUUGAUGCUGAAGAAACACAAGGCGGUGAGUGUAUAUCUUGUACCAUUCAAGAUGUCAUCUGCUCGUCUUGCGUUCAAAUCGCCAUCUUUUCCAGAGGAUUUGCAGAGUCCAAGUGGUGUCUGGACGAGCUGGUCCUAAUGUUGCAACAGACGGAGGCGCUGUUUAUUCCUGUGUUCUACCAAGUGGAGCCUUCAGAGCUUCGCCACAUCGAUCAAGGAAGCUAUGCUAAAGCAUUUUCUCAAUUCAAAAGUAAAGGAAGGUAUCUAGACAAGCUGGAGCAGUGGAAAACCGCUCUCCAUUCUGCUUCCCAUUUCGCCGGUUUUGAACUCAAGAAGCAUAACAACAAUCUGUGUCAGAGAAUAGUAGCUGCCGCCGUGAAGGAGAUCCAAAAGAGAAAACCCUUAUAUGUUGCGAAACAUCCGGUGGGACUUACUGAACUCGUAGAAGACUUCGAAAGGAAUUGUGGGCAGGCAGAGGAAGAGGAAGUAAAGUUGGUUGGCAUCUUCGGGUUGGGAGGAUGUGGAAAAACAACCCUGGCAAAGGAGUUCUUCAAUUCUAAGCGUUCAGACUACAACGCAUCAUGUUUUCUUGAUGAUGUGAGAGAAGCAACAAAACAAGGUAAAUUGCAACUCCUCCAAAGUCAGCUUCUUAAAGAACUUCUGGAUGAAGAUCGCAAGUUUGCAAAUAUAACUGAAGGAAUAAACUACCUCAGACAUCGUCUAUCCAAAUGCAGCAGCUCGCACUUCCUUAUCAUCAUAGAUGAUAUUGAUCACCCAGACCAGUUAGAUGCUCUCUUAACUAAAGUUAUGCUGAGUCCUGGUAGUCUGGUAAUUGUCACAACCCGUGACCAGAGGGUGUUAAUACGUGCAGAUAUCAAUAUUUGUUACAAUGUAAAGGGAAUGGAUAUACAUCAUGCCAAUGAGCUCUUCUGUUGGCAUGCUUUCCACCAACCAUAUCCUACUAUUGGCUACGAGGAUUUGGUUCAAAGCUUCGUACAAUUCUGUGGAGGCUUACCCCUCUCCCUCAAAGUUUUGGGUGCCCAUGUUUAUGGUAGUAAUAAGAGUUAUUGGCAGUUAGAAUUGAACAAAGUUAGGAAAAUCCUUCCUCACGAUAUAAUGCAAAGGCUCAAGAUCAGCUUUGACGAUCUAGAUAAUGAGGAGAAACAAAUUUUUAUGGAUAUUGCAUGUUUCUUCCUCAGAACAGAGGGAGAUUUUCAGUUAUUCUCUUCCUCUAGAGAUAAGGAUGUGGCUAUCAGAAUAUGGAAGUGGUCAGGAUGGAGCGCUGAGCAUGCACUCAAAACCCUGCAAGAUAAGUGUCUGGUUGAGCUGCUGGAAGAUGGGGUUCAACAUACUAUGUGGGAGUUAGAAUUUCCAUUCAGAAUGCAUGAUCAUCUUCGUGAUCUGGGAAGACAAAUGGCAGAUGAAUUGGGUCCUCCUCGGCUGUGGCAACACCAAAUUUUAAGAUCUAUGGAAGAAGAAGGAUUCAGAAAACUCCUAGAAGAGACAAAUAGCAGGUGCUUCCAUUCCUUUUGGGACUCAUCCAUGGGUUGUAGGAUUAGAUAUUUUAAAGGAAACUUAAGCAGCAGUGCUGAAAAAUCAAAUGUUCUCCUGUGGCUUCAGCUUGAUGGUGUGUUAAAAAGCAUUCCUUCAUGGAUUCCUCUGUGGCAAUUGCAUGGUUUAACUGUUGAUGGACCUGUAGAACAAUUGUGGAGUAGUCCUCUGCAAAGCAUGAACAGUUUAACUGUUCUGAGACCUCUGGAACAAAUAUGGACCAUUCUUCUGUCCAUGUUGCACGGUUUUAGUGUUAAAGGUCUUCUGGAACAAUUGUGGAGCAUUCCUCAGCAAAAAUUGCAGAUACAGGGAAGCCAAAACACGAAUCAGCACAGUGAUACCCAGGCCAGUUUCCAAUUGAGAGAGCUGGAGCUUAAUAAUUGUCCCUCAUUGCAAAGGCUUCCGGAUUUAAUAGGAAUGUUGAAUCAUUUGGAAGUUCUACAAAUAAAUGAAUCCUUUAAGAUCACAUGCACUGAAGGGAGGUCCUUCUCACAGUCACUUAGAAAGCUCAGCAGUCUUAGAAGAUUGCUAUUGCGUAAUGUCUCAUUAAUUGGGGAAUUGGGUCUGAACAAUAGUAGCGGUUCAACUCACUGUAAGUCUUGUACAAGCAACUGCUUGAAUAGCCUUCAAAUCUUACAUUUUGACAAUUUACCUUUAUCAAAGUUGUUAAUCAGUACAGAGAUUUGUCCCAUUCUUGAAUCACUCAAGCUUUCACGCAUGUAUAAUCUAGCUGAAGUGGACUUAAAGCUGGUAACGACUUUGAAUUUUCUUAGCUUGUAUGAUUGUGGCAAUUUGAAAACAAUAUCAGGGUUAGCUAAUCUGACAGGGCUUGAAAGUUUAUUCAUAGACAGCUGUAAAGGGAUAAGAGAGUUGCCAAGCCUUGCACAUUUACCUUGUCUUGAGCAUAUCAAGAUUAGAGAAUGCAAUGAGCUACAGAGUAUGGCAGGUAUAGAAGAGCUGAAAGGAUUGAAAAGUCUGGUAAUUGAAGUGCAUCACAAUCGAGAUGUAGGUGUAUGGAAUUGCAUUUGUGGACUGAAGAGACUGCCGUCAGAGUUAACCAUUAUACUAAGGGAGGCAGUGGAUGAAGCAGCAUCAAGAUUAAAUGCAAAUUUGUUUUGUGGGCUGAUCGGUGCUGAUGAAGUUGGCGAAAUUCAUAUAAGUGAGAAUGGCAUCCUGGAGGUGUCGCUGGAGAUGCGACCCUCAUUGGCUGUCAUCAAUAUUUGUGUUUUACUUGUGACCUCUAAUCGUGCUUAUCUGGAAGGCAUCGGUCAUACACUUUUACAGGGAGAAUGGUUAGUUACAAUUCUACAUACUGGCGCAAAAGAAAUGUACCAUCAUGGCAAGAAAUUGGAUGACAGUCAGGUUAAAAUCAGAAAUGCUGUUGUGCAUAAGGGGCUUAUAGCUACUGUGAGCAAAGGUGAAGAAUGGAAAGCCUUAAGUGCAUUCAAAAGAAUUAUUGAAAAAUUAUAUCUAUGAGGUACUCCACCGCUCCUGUUUAGAGAUAGUAAUGGUGGCACACAUCCACGUUUAUUUGGAAGACAGUGAUGAAGGUUUGCUUAUUACUAUUCUUAUGUAAUCUUUGCUUCGUAUCCAAUAUCAUCUUUGAUGAAGGUGUAUUUUUUUCACAAUGCCAAUAUUUUUCCCUUAAAAUUGUUCUAAAACAAACAAUUUGCUAUUGAUCGUUAACCUAAAGUUUCUAUUGUUAUAGCUGGAGACAAUUAUUAAUGUUCACAAGUCUGAUCCCAUUAAAGCAUUUAUUCAAUAAUUGCAUGAAGUGGCACAAAUUUCCUGUCAAACAUAUUUAAUGAGGUGGUCUAUAACCACUCCUGCUAUAUGGAGUUCACUCUAAGCUUUGAAUCUGCACGUGAUACAUUUGGAAAUCUAUAUGUGAAAUUGCAUAAGUGGAUGAAUUGAAAUCCAUGUAUCAGAGAGCAUGGAUUGCAUGUACACCAUCCUAUUUGAAAGAACUAGCAGGAAAUUUGAGCUACUUCACAUAAUUCUUUCACAUCGUCCAAAGUUAAAAUUUGAAUCUAAUGUCUUGGCAAGUGCAGGUCAAUUGCAGUGGUUAAAACUGUAUAUUACUUGUUAAUGCUUAUUUAUAUCACACAUUUCCUGAUUUCCAUGAAGGAUUUGUUAAACAAUUCAGGGAAAGCACUGAAGGAUUUCUUAAACAAGGGAGCUCCUGUUGUCGUUCUCAUCAAAUUUUUCAAGGACCAGCUAGGAGUUGAACUUAGGAUCGCUCAUUGGCUACUAGCCUGCUGGGGUGCUCUACCACUGAGCUACCAGCCUUUUUGGUGAUUGGUUCAUCUUUGCUUCGGGUGUGGCUUAUUUUCCAACACCCCCUUGAACCACACAGCAAAUGCUUAGGGAUCUAGCUUGGUCUGGCUCUUCUGACCUGGCCCUCUUGAUGAUUGGUCCGUCUUUGGUUCAAGUAUGGCUCAUUUUCCAAGACUCUAUAUGUAGGCUUUCAUUUACAUUGCAUCAUGUUUUUUAACGGUCCAUGUGCCUGAGAUGUUGUAAUUUCUAAUUCUUUUAACUUCUAUCAUGGGAUUAUGUUUGUCAAUUGUUUUGAAUUAGUUUUAAUAUGGCUAAUGCUGAACCAAGUGCAACGAAUGAAGUUGUAGGCAGUUCUGAUUGCUUGAUUAUCAAGGAGAAUCUACUUGGAGUUAGGCUUAUUUUAGUGCAUUCAUUUACCUUAAUCUUGUAACUUGGUAUUUAUUUGUCUCUAAUUAUGUAGUUUGAGAUGGUGUUAAGGCCAUUUGAAUGCGAGGAUAAUCUAUUUGGUAUGGCCUUUGAAUCUCAAUGGUCCUUGGGUUUUAACCAUUGUUGCUUUUAGGUUUCAGUUGGAGUUAGGACAUUGAUUGAGCUAUUUUAUGUUCCGUACCAGAAAUGUUUCCUGUUAAUCUAAUUUUUGGAGACGAUAGAGGACAUUUUUAAGGUGUCCUCACAUCCCUCAAACAUUUCCAAUCCAGGACAGCCCAAUUUUGGUUGGGUACGCGUCCCUAUGUAACAAAUGUUUGAGAUGUUGAAUGCUCUCCUAUUAUCUAUUCCCUUUCUAAGGAAAAGGGAUUUCCAUGGAGCUGCUACUAGGAAUAUUUUGGUGAAGAAUGGGGUCCCAUGAGAAGGAAUUUUUUUAAUGUUAGAAGAUAAAUUUGAAUUUUAUGCAAGAGAAUAGGAGCCCCUAACUUCUAGAUUUGAAUUUUAAGGGGGCAUAUUUGGGGUUGGUCUGAAAAUUCCCCCCAUAGGCUUCCUAUUAUUUUGCUACCACAUGUCAUUCAUCUAUAAGUUUUUAAAUUUUUGUGGAUAAUUAUUUAGAUCUAUCUAUAUAGUUGUAAAUUUAACUUUC
Molecule: messenger RNA, 5206 nt
Organism: Cryptomeria japonica (Japanese cedar)
Lineage: Eukaryota; Viridiplantae; Streptophyta; Pinopsida; Cupressales; Cupressaceae
Product: disease resistance protein Roq1
Exons: 6
Coding region: 118-3336 (1072 amino acids)
Biological process (GO): signal transduction; defense response
Molecular function (GO): ATP hydrolysis activity; ADP binding
Source: RefSeq, a predicted model, not a curated record